Molecule: messenger RNA, 4925 nt
Organism: Notodromas monacha
Lineage: Eukaryota; Metazoa; Arthropoda; Ostracoda; Podocopida; Cyprididae
Source: the annotation of a GenBank genome assembly
UCUCUCUCGAACGUUUUCAGAUUUCCUGUGAUUGUAAUACCGCGGCGAUCGCGAAAAAAAAUCGUAGAAUGGACGACGGGAUUAUGAGAGUAGACCCAAUGGAUCUACAGAUGGACGACGACGAUUUCAACGUUUCCCAAGAAUUUCUUCAGCAAGUGGAUCAACUGGCAACGCAAUACUAUGAGACGACUAUUGUAACGAAAAAAAGACGGGUUAGUGAAGAGCCCGAGACGAACUACAAGAACGAGUUCCUGGCGAAAGAUGGAGAAGCUAAGUUGUUGCGCGCGGAAGUGCAGAAGUUGAGAGAAGAGCUUGUUCGAAAAGAUAAAGCCGUUCUCUUUGAGAAGAAUGAGAAACUUCGUCAAAUGGAAGAUUUCUGCAAAAGAAGCAGACUCGUGGAGUUUCAACACCGAGAUAUAGUUCGGAAAAUGAAAGCCAAUAUGGGAUAUCAGGAACGGAAGGCGCAGGAAGCUCUUAAUGAAAGUCGACUGGCUGUAACCAGUGAGAAAACGAGUGUUCCAGUUGUGUCGAAGAAAAUAUUGAAGCACGAAGCCGUCCAAACGUCUGCCGCAAAUUUCAGAAACGUCCGAGAAUCAAGAGGAAAAUUGACUUCUGAAAAUGUGGACCUGCUCAAAUCGUUCUGGCCAUGGAAACCCUCGGCGGAUUUGAGACAUGCUUUGGUUACCAGUGCGAUCGGAAACGAUCGUCAGCCUCAUGCUAUCGUUCACCAAAAUCUGGAAACUGCAUUGAGUUUGCUGGUUGAGCUCUCCUCGGAUCCACGUCAGUUCUCUUCAAAUCGUGGUCUCCUGCAACUAGAAGACGCCGAAAGCUUGGCCAAGGCCUUUUCCGUGAAACGACCGAGAUGCGUCAGCGAGGAGCUUGUUUACAAGUGCCUCUUGCUCGAAACCCGAUGUCGUGAUUAUAAAGUUUCGCGCCAACAUCGCUUUAUUGCCGGCAAACUUAGUGAGGAGGUGCUGUGUAUGCAUCUGAGAAUAGCAGAAAAGCUGAAUAGCGCUUUAACGAAUGCUGUAAUUGCAAUGGCUUCUAAUUGGAUAUUGGAGAGAGAUUCAUCAUCGAUGUGUAUUUUGGGGUUUUCCACUUUGGAAGUGCUGCUUCUGUCCGAAGUCGCUCAUUCAGGGAACUGCACGAACCCUCGUCAAGCCGAGGAAAGUCUUGAAUGCAUAUUCAGCACCGCGCUUUUGAACGCGUGUAAAGACGAGGCGUGGACGGGGCGAGCUUUGAAGUUCCUCAUGGCAGGAGUUUCGGGUCACGGCGAGACGCGCACCGCGAGCGAAUCUUCUGGCGUGUGUCGAGUCGCCUUGGCCGCCGCGGAGUUCGGGGUGGAACUCAUCUCCGCCACGUUGGACCAGCAUUGUGAUGAUAAGAGUUUCGUGGGAAACUGCGUGCGAUUUCUGGAGCUGAUUACGGUCGGCAGAGACUUGAUUGGAUCAUAUUUGAAAGUUGGCGGCAUUGUCGAGGUGAUAAAAAUGCGGUUGAAAAGUCUGGGAGUCGGUCCCGGGAUCGGCGAGGAAUCGACGCCGACGGAUGAUGCUCAUCAGGAUGAUGAAGUGUUGAGGAAGAUGGACACCCUGCGGAAGAUGAUGCCGUCCAACGCCUGUGACCCAAGGUCGCUCACUUUGGACACCCGGGCCCGAGCCGACAGUACGAAGCAACCGUCGCGACGGGACAAGUUUCGGUCGUUGUACUGGAAGAACUCAUUGCGUAGGAAGCAUCGGGAUGCCCAACGUGCUAGAAGUGUCGACACCGUGGAUCGAGUAAUAGUGCCGGAAAACCCCGAAACCUACAUGAUGGAGUACCUGCAAAAUGUGACAGUGGGGGACGAAACGGCAAUGAUGGACGAGCUAAAAAGCAUGGCCGAGCCUUUGACUCUUCGACGUCGAGUGAAACGAACCCUGUCUCAACAAGCAGGCAGACAGAAAAGAAAAGCCAAAUCGAUCCCGCUUUGUAGUCUGAUGAAGUACAGCAUUUCCAUGGGCUUUCGACGAUUUGGGCUUGGGUUGAGAGAAAGCAUGCGGGACUGGCAGUUGUGGAACAGCUCGCUCAAAACUAUUGAAGGAAAUUUCGGCACUGGGAUCGGGAGUUACUUCAGGUUUCUUCGCUCUUUGCUGUUGAUGGACGCCGUUGUUGGCUUGCUUGUAUUGGCGUUCGUGAUUAUACCUCACUGGCUCGCUAUGGCGAAUCCAGAAGCUUCUCAGGAGAUCGCAAUAAAUGCGACAGAUGUAGUGUUCAGAGAAAAACCUGUGUGGAACGUGUUCUAUCGGAAUGAAUUAGGGAUGUCGAAUAAGAGCCAGGAGGAUUUCCGUCUCCAGGAUUUGGUAACUGGCGAGAAAAUGUUCAUGCCAUCCUCCGUUUUUGCUGUUUUUGACUGGAACAUCUUCGGUAUGGUUUCGCAGGGUUAUUUGAGGGAUUCGUUUUUGUUCUACGGCACUUACACCGAUAAAAUUCUGACCCUGUACCAGAAUCGGGAUUAUUACCUGCCCCAUGCUUAUUUCUUUGCUUUGGUUGUGGGAAUGAUGUUGGCGAUUGCAAUCAUAUCCAGAGCGACGGCUUCUUCAUUUCGUCAGAACUUCAUCGCGAGGAGUGGGAAUCGGUUGGCUGUCGUCAGUCUUGUUCUAUGUGGCUGGGAUUUCAAUGUUACCUCCAAGGCAUCUGCUAGAUUUCGCUCAAAAUUCAUCAGGAAAGAUUUGCAAGAGUUCGCAGAAACGCUGACGAAAAAUGUAGAACGAUGGACAUGGAGAAGAAUUGGCUUUAUGGCAUUGACGAAUGCUGCUGUGAUUCUGAUCGUUGGUGGAUUAGUUGUUGGUUUUUUCUUCAUGCUCAAUUCCGGUUCUGUCGAUACGGGAACGCCGCAGGACAGAGACGCAUUGCAUUUAUAUGGUGUCCCGAUUCUGGCGUCUACUGUGAUGUUUGUGCUCCCCAUGGUGUUCUCAGUGCUGGCCGAACACGAAGGUUACUCGAAUCCUCGAAGUCAGCUUUAUGUCACACUUAUCAGAUCAUUCCUGUUGCAAUGUGCCGUCCUGGCAACGGUCGCUUAUUAUUGCGUAAAUUUAUCGAAGAAGGAAGAAGUUGAGUGCUGGGAGACUACAUUCGGAAGCAUGGUGUACAGACUUGUAAUGAUGGAUUUUUUGCUCGUUGUGUUGCUUGGCUCAGCCGCAGAUUGGUUGAGAGCUCAAAUUUCCAAGCAAAUUAAGCUUUCGCAGACUGAAACGAAAAGCAAGGUGGGGAUGAUUUUUAGUCCACCGGUUUUCGACGUCGCAAGGAACACCAUGAACCUUGUGUACAAUCAGUCGCUCCUUUGGCUUGGCUUUUUUUAUUGUCCAUUUCUGCCGCUCAUCGCAGUUGCGAAAUAUUUCGUGACGUUCUUCUUUAACAAGUACGAAUUAUUAUUGGUGUGCGAUAAGCAGAGACAGAAAAUGUGGAGAGCUGCGCAAGCAAACUCCGUGUUCCUUGGACUAGCUUUCUCUUCAAAUCUGAUCACCAUGGCUUUCUUAUUCUAUUCCAUGUCUACGUUCCCUUCAUCAGGCUCUUGUGGUCCUUUUGUCGCCCUGAGAUUUUCAGGAGACCUGGUCGUGGAUAUCCUGGACGACUGGGACAAAUCCUCAGACUUUCUUUUGUCCGUGCUCGUAUUUUUGCAGGGCAGUUGGCCGAAAGCUGUGGCCUUCAUGAUAAUUCUAGCAUUCCUGUUCUAUUUGAGGGAAGUGUGCGAAGGGCAUCGACAAAUCACGGAGAGGUUGAUGACUCAAUUAAAGGAGCUUCGGUCUGAUAAAGCCUAUUUUUUUAAGGAGAUUGAGAAGCAAUACGCGUUACGUCGGGGUUUGCCAAAUGCGAUGACUCGUGAAGAUUUGAAUAAUUUCGGAAGAAAAUCUUAUAUCCGAGGGCUUUCGAUGGAUGAAUCCCGCAACAGUUUUACGUCACGAGAAUCGUUUCUACCUGGUCGCAUUCGCGGUCAAGGUGAUGCAGAAUUGAUUCCCAUGCAGCACAUGAGACCUGUGGAAGCUGCAGAGACUGAGGUGUUGGUUACCCUACAGGAUCAUGAUGAGGAAAGUGAUGAGGAAACCGGGCCAGGUAUUGCCUCUACUCCUGCUGCUGGCCAUAAUCCUGAGUGGAAUCCGCGAUUGAUCCAGAGUUGGCGGGUUUGCGGACAAAUGCGCCAGCUGGAGCCAGAAGUCGGAGACUGUGGUCGCCGAGAAAGCGUUGAGAGGGUGCUUAUUGUAGCUGCGAUUGUGAAGAUUCGUUUUGAAACUCGUGUGGCUGUGCUUUGUGUUUUUGCGAUUAGAUUCAAGGUUGUAGUGGCUGUAGGAGUUGAUGAAAACUCAGUCGACAACCAAAUGUUUCAGACGGCGAAUAAGGCCGGCAUCGGCUAUUCAACCUUCGACGGAAUGAAUACCCCACGAUUCAACCCUUACUUGAGUAAUAACUCUUCCCCAUCAGAUGACGGACGUUCGUCUCCCGAAAGCAUUCGUGAAAUGCUGCCUGUGUCAUACGCGUCUGUGGAAGACUACAUCCGUGUAACAAACGACAUUUACAGUCACCCGAGUGUCACUUCUCAACGUAACUUUCAUCCAGAACCUACUUCGUCUUCGAUGAUGAGAAAUUAUUCUGUUGCGCCGUCAGCCCCAAGUUUUGUUGUUGUGCCAGAUCCUCGGAAAGUGUCAAAACCUGCCGGCAGUGUUUUGCUUCGUCGCACCAAUAAUAACUUGCCGAGAUCGCCUGAUGUGAUUCUGCCCACGAAAGCAACAGUGCAGCCGCAGCAACAAGGAUGGAAUUCUGCGCAGAAUUCCAUCCCCAGCAGGUUUGGCAGCAAUCAUGGGAACAUUGGACAAGAUGAUGGAUUGAAUUCUGCGCGCAGCGGAAGUGCUCUUCUGAGACGAACAAAUAAUGCUGCAUCUCAUCGCAGAUUUUAG